CUGUUGAGAGGGAGUUAGGUAGAAAUUGUUUUUGGAGAUUUGGGGCUAUGGGGAGUGUAGGACGUCAUGACACUGUGCCAAGCAGUGUUUCUGGUAAGUUUAGUGAGGGAACAUCCUGGCUGGGCCUCACGACCAGCUCGUAUAAAUACAGUCUCCAAGAUAAUUAUGAUGUGCUGGGCCUCACUGGCCAAGGCGGCUUUGGCAACGUAUUUUUAGCACAACAUCGUGGAACAUGCAUGCCGGUCGCCAUGAAAGAAUUAAUGAAGACAGAGGAGCAAGUGGCCUGCAUUAUGACGGAGGUUGCGAUACUGAAGGACGUUCGACACUCUAAAAUCACACAGUUGCUGGAAGUAAUACAAACAAAAGACAAAGUACAUCUGGUCCUAGAAUAUGUGAUGGGGCUCAACCUGGGGCAAGAGAUCUUCCAGACCGAAAGGCAGAGGCUGCAGGAGAAGGAUGUCCAGAGGAUUUUCCGAGACAUCUUGGGAGCGGUGCAUUACCGCCAUCAGCAAUGCAUUGUACAUGGGGACCUCAAGCCUGAAAAUGUUUUGAUCGACACCCAAGGCCGUGCUAAAGUAUGUGACUUUGGGUUCGGGUUCUGGUUCCUCCCCGGGCAGAAGGUGACUGCGCCGGGUGGCACGCCGGGGUACUUUGCCUCGGAAAGAAUCUUAUAUGAGAUGUAUGAAGGCCCUCCCCUCGACAUCUGGGCCCUGGGCGUGAUCCUACACGAGAUGAUUAACCGGACACGUCUCUUCUGUGGGGAACCAUCCAAGGUAACUGAAAACAUCAUUUAUGAGAUGGUCUCUUACCCGGACUUCUUCUCCAUGGAUACCAAAAACUUUAUUGGAAAUCUCAGGAACCGGGACCCCAGCAUGCGGCCAACAGCACAGAAGGUGCUGGAGCACCAGUGGCUCCAGGGUGUCCGGCCCCCAAGUCCUCCUGAGCCGCUCCCUGUGCCCACAAAGAGGGCAAUCCUCAGCAUAUGGCUGGGAUGGAUUUCGACCCACUAA
This is a messenger RNA of Fukomys damarensis (Damara mole-rat), 1010 nucleotides long. Its product is annotated as sperm motility kinase 2B-like. Gene Ontology annotation, cellular component: cytoplasm. The transcript has a single exon. Gene Ontology annotation, biological process: intracellular signal transduction; protein phosphorylation. The record is from RefSeq and is a predicted model, not a curated record. The coding region runs from base 48 to 1010 and encodes 320 amino acids. NCBI's taxonomy places the organism in Eukaryota, Metazoa, Chordata, Mammalia, Rodentia, Bathyergidae. Gene Ontology annotation, molecular function: protein serine/threonine kinase activity; ATP binding.